This is a messenger RNA of Clonostachys rhizophaga, 396 nucleotides long. The record is from the annotation of a GenBank genome assembly. Lineage: Eukaryota; Fungi; Ascomycota; Sordariomycetes; Hypocreales; Bionectriaceae.
AUGACGGAGCGUAGUUGGCUACUGUGUAACUCGAUACUAAAACCCCUAUUGUACCCAACGUCUGAGACAGAGAUUGUACGACUUCGACGUGAGAACGAAAAGCUCAAGUACGGGAAGGAGGUAGCGGAGGUGAGAGAGGAUGAAAAAUGGCGCGAGAAAGAAGAGCUCCACUGCUAUACCUACCUUUACCAGAACUUCAAGCUUGCCGAUAAGUCUAUUGUCCUCAACGGGGCUUACAAAGGGUUGAUGAGUACUACUCGGGAUAUGGGAAGGAGCAUUUCCGCCAAGCUAGCGGCCAACGAGAGUGCGGUCAUGUAUUUUGAAAAGGUUGCGACCGAAGACGCUAUUGUUGUUAUUUUUAAGCACCUGCAAGGCCAGGAAGCAAUUCGUACUUAG